Molecule: messenger RNA, 324 nt
Organism: Dichotomopilus funicola
Lineage: Eukaryota; Fungi; Ascomycota; Sordariomycetes; Sordariales; Chaetomiaceae
Exons: 1
Coding region: 1-324 (107 amino acids)
Source: RefSeq, a predicted model, not a curated record
AUGCCUGUCCGUAUUCCUGCCGCCACCCGCACUGAGGUUUGGUGCAUGGGCGCCGCUGGUGUGUCGGGCCUUGCCCCUUUCUACCUGUUGGCACCUGGUGCCGAGGAACGUCUUGGCCGGCAAACCAUCAAAUGGGCUCCCCGUUGGGAGCGCAACAUCAGCAUGUUCCGUACCCCGGCGGAGCGGAGCAUCCAACGCGUCUCGCCCCCAAUCGAGCGUGCCGUCCAGAGGAUGGAACACCGUCUUCCGCUGGAGAAGGCCGCCGUACGGACGGCGAAGACUAUCGAGAGGAACUUCGAGCGGAUUGGUCUCAAGCAACACUAG